GAGACUCCAACGUCACUUUUGUGUACCGCCUUUCUUCUCACAGAGCUACGGCCGGCAAGUGAUUCACGAAUCCCUCCCUUUCUUUCCGUCGCCGAUUGCACCGAAUGUUGAUCUGCGUCUUCUAUACUUGCUGAAGCCAUUCAUAAGUGAGGUCUGUCGGAAACCAUUGAAGGUUCACUCUUAAUUUGAAGUGGGCUGCAAAGAUGUGGAUGUUUCCAGCCACGAACCUUGCCUGGGUUUGUUGUUAGCUGAGAUGUGAUUCAUCUUGGACGAUCAAUACCUCUUUUCUUCAUCAUUGGAGGCUCCCUCUUGCCUUGCUUCCAUGGGAGGCCAAAAGAUUCAAAAUCCCACCAAAAACUUCAUGUCUGAGUCCCUCUGGUUCUAUGGCCUAGCUUCAUGCCUCAAACUCCUCCUGAUUCCAGCAUACCGGAGUACAGACUUCGAGGUCCAUCGCCACUGGCUUGCUACAACUCACUCUCUUCCUCUUUCCCGCUGGUACCUUGAUGAGACUAGUCCGUGGACUCUUGAUUACCCCCCUUUCUUUGCCUACUUUGAAUACAUUCUCUCCCUAUUUGCACACCUCCUCGACCAUCAAAUAGUAGAUCUCCACGAAGGCCUCAACUAUGCUUCAAAUACAGCAAUUUAUUUCCAAAGAAUCAGUGUAAUUUUUUGCGAUCUGGUUCUUCUGCUUGGAGCUUAUCGUUUGAUAAGAAAUUUGGAACCUACUAAGCGACACUUGAUCUGGGUUUUGGUCAUCUGGUCGCCAGGGUUAAUGAUUGUGGACCACAUACAUUUCCAGUAUAAUGGUUUUCUUUUGGGGAUCUUGCUCUUGUCUGUGUCAUAUUUGAAGGAAGGGAAAGACUUGAUGGGUGGUUUUCUGUUUGCGGUUCUAUUGUGUUUUAAGCAUUUGUUUGCCGUAGCUGCACCAGUUUAUUUUGUGUACUUGUUGAGGCAUUAUUGUUGGGGUCGUAGGUUGGUGAGGAACUUUGGGCGGCUUUCAGUUAUGGGGGCAGUGGUUUUGGUAGUUUUCGCUGCUGCUUAUGGUCCAUUUGUUUAUUAUGGACAGAUGCAACAAGUCAUUCGCCGCAUGUUUCCUUUUGGUAGAGGACUUUGCCAUGCGUACUGGGCUCCAAAUUUUUGGGUUUUCUAUAUUGUUUUGGAUAAAGGUCUUGCAUUAUUGCUCAGGAAGUUAGGGUUUUAUAUCCAGGCGCCUGCAGCUUCAUUCACUGGUGGGCUAGUAGGGGAUUUGUCUCCUUUUGUGGUACUCCCUAAGGUCACCCCGUUGACAACACUCACUAUAGUCCUGCUGGCCAUUUCUCCCUGUCUUUUCAAGCUAUGGAGAGAUCCUCGUCCAGGAAUGAUUCCUAGAUGUGUAUCAUAUGCUUACACAUGUGGCUUUUUAUUUGGGUGGCAUGUUCAUGAAAAGGGAUCUCUCCACUUUGUGAUUCCACUUGCCAUCGUUGCUGGUGAUAGUUUGAAGGAUGCAAGACAUUAUUUCAUGCUAUCAGUUGUGUCAUGUUACUCCCUUUUCCCAUUGCUGUUUGAACCUCAAGAAUAUCCAGUGAAGGUGCUUUUGCUGCUAUUACAUGCCAUUCUAAUGUGGUUAUGCUUUUCUGCACAAUUCAGUGGGAAAGCUGAUGGUAAACUUGAAGUGCCAGCAAAAGAACAUGUUGAUGAAUUGGAAUUUAAGGGAAGUUCUGAUGCUCACAGUGAUGAAAGAGGGUUUGGUAUUGGAUGGAUUGGAAAAAGUUAUUUGCUUGGCAUUUUGGUGGUUGAGUUAUGGGGUCAGUUUUUGCAACCUUACCUUCUUGGUGAUAAGCUUCCCUUCCUACCUCUCGUCAUGACUUCCAUAUAUUGUGCAUUGGGGAUGAUGUACUCUUGGAUUUGGCAGCUAACCAGGAUCUUGAAUAGCCCCUGAUUUUGGUCAUGAUUGCAGGUCUGAAGAUUAAUCGUCAAGAUCAAGGCCAGAUCCUUCCAGUUUCUUGCACUUAACUUGAUCAAGGGACUCACUCAUCUCGGCAGUGAAGUGGUUUUUCCAGUCCCCAACCACACCAAGCCUGAAAAAGGUGCUAUUGGGCAUCUUUCGAACAGUAUCGGUAACACCAGUCUUAUUCACCUCCAAGUUCUUAAGCCUCUCUAUGCUGCACCUCCAUAUUACGCUAUCAAUGUCUUCUUCCU
Molecule: messenger RNA, 2178 nt
Organism: Tripterygium wilfordii
Lineage: Eukaryota; Viridiplantae; Streptophyta; Magnoliopsida; Celastrales; Celastraceae
Product: probable dolichyl pyrophosphate Glc1Man9GlcNAc2 alpha-1,3-glucosyltransferase
Exons: 6
Coding region: 323-1918 (531 amino acids)
Biological process (GO): protein N-linked glycosylation
Cellular component (GO): endoplasmic reticulum membrane
Molecular function (GO): dolichyl pyrophosphate Glc1Man9GlcNAc2 alpha-1,3-glucosyltransferase activity
Source: RefSeq, a predicted model, not a curated record